This is a messenger RNA of Pyricularia grisea, 1677 nucleotides long. RefSeq lists its product as uncharacterized. Bases 1 to 1677 code for a protein of 558 amino acids. The record is from RefSeq and is a predicted model, not a curated record. The transcript has 3 exons. Gene Ontology annotation, molecular function: NADP binding; N,N-dimethylaniline monooxygenase activity; flavin adenine dinucleotide binding. Lineage: Eukaryota; Fungi; Ascomycota; Sordariomycetes; Magnaporthales; Pyriculariaceae.
AUGUCGGCCUUUCAAGAAGCAAACAAGGACCUGGACUAUGACGUCCUCGUCAUAGGCGCCGGUUUGUCCGGAAUAUACAGCUUGCAUCACAUACGAGAGCUUGGCCUGCGCGUCAAGGCGCUCGAGGCAGCUGAAGCAGCAGGCGGCACAUGGUUCUGGAACCGCUACCCUGGGGCGCGUUUCGAUUCCGAGUCUUUCUCGUACAUUUUCUCCUUCUCGCAAGAGCUCCUUGACGAAUGGAGCUGGACGGAGCACUUUGCGCCACAGCCUGAAACGUUAAAGUACAUCAACUUCAUGGUUGACAAAUUCGACCUCAAGCGGUCCAUGCAGUUCAACACGCGCAUCAAAUCGAUGAAGUAUCGUAAUGAUAGCAACUCGUGGCUCCUGGUGGACCAGCAUGGGCGAGAGUACACAACGCGCUAUGUCAUCACUGCUAUCGGCAUCCUCAAUGAGCCAACCCUACCCGCCAUCCCAGGUGUCAACGACUACAAAGGAGAAGCGUGGCAUACUGCUAGAUGGCCAGCUAAUCACGAGGUAGGCCUGCGGGGGAAGCGUGUGGGUAUCAUCGGCACGGGAGCGACGGCCAUCCAGACGAUCCAGGAGAUAUACAAGGAUUGUGGCAGCCUGACCGUUUUCCAACGAACGCCAAACUGGACUGCACCGAUACGCAACAGUAAAAUCUCACCAGAGGAGAUGAACGACAUCCGCAAAAGGUAUCCAGACAUCUUCCAGGCCUGUUUGGAAUCUUCAUCAUGCUUCAUACACAAGGUCAACCCAAAGAAAACAACAGAAUGGGACCGGGAAGAACUGCUUGCCCAUUUCGAGGAGCUUUACCAAAAACCAGGUUUCGCAAAAGUCUUGGGCAUUCCAGUGGACAUCUUUAUGGAUCGAGAGGCCAACAAGCUGUAUAGCGACUUUAUUGCAAGCAAGAUCCGGCCGCGCAUCAAGGAUCCUGCUGUGGCGGACAAACUUAUCCCCAAAUGUCACGGUUUCAUGACACGGCGUGUUCCUCUUGAGAACGGCUAUUAUGAGGCAUUUAACGAGCCGCACGUCAGGCUUGUCGACUUGAAAGAAACUCCGAUCGAUCGAAUCACGGAAAAGGGUGUUCGACUUGCUCCUCCGGUAACCAACGGCAAUGGAAACCAGCAGUCCAAGAUGGAGGAGCUGGAGCUUGACGUGCUCAUUUACGCCACAGGGUUCGAUGCAACUACGGGAUCUUUCAGGGCCAUUGAUAUACAAGGUGUGGACGGGAAGAGACUUUGGGAAGAUACUUGGGCCAACCGCAUCUCCACAUAUCUGGGAAUAACAGUUCCCAAGUUUCCCAACAUGUUUAUGGUAAUGGGCCCCCAUCAAAUGUUCGGCAACAUCCCCCGAUCAAUAGAGUAUACGUGUCAGUGGGUAGUCGACCUGAUCAAAUUCGCACGCGAUCGCAACCUCCUCCGCGCCGAAGCAACGCAGGAGAAUGCCGAUGCAUGGUACGAGCACGUGGAAUCGUCCGGAGUGGGCAUGCUGAUAAACGAGGUUGAUUCUUGGAUGACGGGCGUCAACACCAACUUGAAGCACAAACAAAAGAGGUCUUUGGUGAGAUAUAAUGGACCGGCUCCGGGGUAUAGGAAGAGAUGCGACGAUGUCAAGGCGAGGGAGUACAAGGAUUUCCAUCUAGUCUUUGGCAAUUGA